AUAAUCCUACAUUCAUACACUUCCAUAUCCACCCCCUCCUCCUAAUGUUCACAAAUAUCUUGCAUUACCGUUGAAUAAAAAAGAACCUGAGAUGAGGAUGGAAGUGACCUCGACUGGAUUUUUUCCCUGAUACAGAGCUGUGGCUCGAUACGCCUGCGCACCAGGACUUCAAUCUGGUGGUGAAUACGUGGGAGUCACCCAACCUCAGUCUCACGCGAAAUUUCGUGUUGAACCGAUUGCAAUCUUUCGAUAUUAUUGUGACAGCAUCCUUCUGGACCAGUCUAUCCUUCGCCCAGUGAAAUAGUCCGGUUCGAUUAAUUAUUUCGAUAAUUUUGAACAGCCCCCAGUAUUAUCAACAUUUCUGUUGUUCAUUAAUGUUUAAUCAUUUCUUUAACAAGUCUUGACUCCUUCAAAUUAAUAUUGUUCGUUCGAAAGUCAGAGAAGUUGCGAUCAACAACAAAUUAUUCGCUCCAAUUAGUUCAGUUCUUUGGAGUUACUGAUUUGUUUGUCCUGUCUGAUCAGUGACAAUUAACAAUUAUUAAACUUUCAUACGUUUUUCGGGGAGUCAUUUAUUUUUUAACUGUGAAGUGGUGUCGAUUGAGUCCUCGUGAGAUUACGGAAAAAAUAAAGUGUUCAUAAAAGUGUGUUUCAUCAUCCCUAUCCAUAUCGCAGCUUGACUCGAGUACCGGGAGUUCAUCGAUUCACAGGACCCGUUGACCGAAUUCCCGUUCUACUCCUAGCGCUGCUACCAAAUGCGCAGUCAUGAAAUCAGAUGAAUUUAAACUGCUAGAAUCAGUCAUGUCAUUCAAAUCUCGUUAGCUCCAUUCACAUUGCGUUCUUCAGUUAAUCUCGCAGAGAUGGGAGCCAAUCCCGGUGUAUUUGAAUGAGAAGGUACUGAAAAGGAAGGACAAGUUGAGCCGCAAUGUCGGCUGGGUGCAGACCUGGGGAUGUGUGAACUGUGCUGGCAAUUGUCUUGAAGAUUCAGCUAAUAAUUCAACAUGAAAGAAUUUUUCCUCGUCAUUCACUUCAUAACGUUGGGUUACCUCCACGGGGAAUCAACCACCCAUAUUCCUAUCAACCGAGGUGCAGCUCGCCAGAUGUACGGCAGCGGAAGUCUUCGCCAGACAAGCAGUCCCACUCCGAUUGAUCCCACCGUGUCGACCGACCACGAAGAUCCUAAACACUCUCGUGACGACAAAAAUAGUCUUCGCCCGGAGGAAAAGUCACACACUCCUGGGCAUCGAGAGCACCCAGAGAAUUUUGGACACGGUUAUGGAUACGGUAACUCAAACACUCGGCAGUCAAAGGGUCACUCGCAAAUUCCUCCAGGAUUUCCACCGUUCCCGCUGACCGACGAGGACUACGAGGCGAAUUUCGAGCUUCCUAGCUACCGCAAUGGUGCACCCGUGGGUAAUAUGCGUAUACCAAGUCCCAAUGGUGGAAUUUAUGGGCAGCCUCCUGGUAUGGUUCGCGGUGAUAUCACCAGAAGCCGGGGACGCGAUGGUUAUUACGGAUCCUUUUACGCUGGCGGUUCCUACCGCGAAGUCCCCCACAAGUCUCGGGUGAACAAUGGUUUAGAUCGACGACACGGUGUCAGUUCCAUGGGGGAAGCGAAUUCCGAUGGCUCAUUCCCAAAAUUGGUCCACGACUUUGAUGAUGAGAACGACAAUCUGUACAUUUCGUGCAAAAACACCUGUCCCAGCGAUCAAUUCAUUUGUUUCCACACUUGUGAGUGCAUUGACAUACAGCUGCGCUGUGAUGGAGCUCCGGAUUGCGACAGCGGCGAGGACGAGAUAGACUGCGAGGAGAUUAUCGAAGCGAGAAAGUCCAAUGGCACCUGUUUCGGGGAGCGCGGACUACUUUGUCCGGACACUGGGUUCUGCAUUGCGAUUCAAUGGCUCUGUGAUGGUGAUGACGAUUGCGGCGACUACUCUGAUGAAUCCAAUUGCGGAGUCAAGAAGAACUGCACGCAGGAUCAGUUUGAAUGCAGAAAUGGUCUCUGUGUGCAGCAGACAUGGCGAUGUGACGGUGAAAACGACUGCAAAGAUUUCUCCGACGAGGAAAAUUGCAGUGAUCGAAAGAAAUGCAGGGAGGAUGAGUUCACAUGCCCAGAUGGCUCCUGUCUCCCCCGUAAAUACAUGUGCGACGGGGACAAUGACUGCGAGGAUGGUUCGGAUGAAUUUAAAUGCCACGGCAAUCGCGAGGUCGACUGCGACGAGAAUUACUUCGAAUGUGCAACAGCCAAAUGCAUCAGAAGAGAAUACCGUUGCGACGGUAGUGAUGACUGUGGGGAUGCCAGUGACGAGGAAAAUUGUCCAAAUUUUACGGGGUGCAAUCCGGAUGAAUUCAAAUGCAACACUGGCGAUUGCAUCAGUAAACUCCAUGUUUGCGAUGGCCAGCACGAUUGCAACGCGGGGGAGGAUGAAACGAACUGUGAACAUCCCACCCCCCGUGAAUGUUCACCGCCCGAGGAGUUCGCUUGCGCAGGAAAUUGCAUAUCUCGCUCGUGGGUUUGCGAUGGUGUGGCAGACUGUUCCAACGGAGAAGACGAGGACGGUUGUCCCCUGACAUGUGACGCAACCCAGUACCUAUGCAAAUCACCUUCAGCUCCCAACGAUACGACAAUUAACAAGACCCCGACAAUUAACAUGCCGUAUCAGCUUGUGCAGGCUCACUGCAUCAGCAAGAAACGCCUGUGCGACGGAAUUCCCGAUUGUCCGCUGAAGGAGGACGAGGAGAACUGCUCGAAGAAGAGGAACUGCACCUCCGCCGACAAAUGCAAACAGCAGUGCAUCUUAACAGCGAAGAAUGAGAAGGCCUGCGCCUGCGAUUCCGGUUUCGCCCUUAGCAGUGAUAACAUCACGUGUCUGGAUGUCAAUGAGUGUGAGUCUAGUAAGGAACCGGUCUGCAGCCAGUUGUGUAACAACACCUACGGGGCGUUCGUCUGCGGCUGCAUAACAGGUUACGUCCUGCGAUCAGACGGCAGAACAUGCAAAGCUAUUGGUGGAAAUCCCAGUCUGAUAUUGACGAAUCGCGUGGACAUCAGACGAGUCAGUUUGGCGUCUGCGAUUGAUGCCACCUACACACCGAUCCUCAAAGGCCUCCAUAAUGCCAUUGCCGUUGACUAUCACUAUGAUAAGGGUCUUCUGUACUGGUCUGAUGUGUCUUUAGACAUGAUCAAGAGGGUCUACAUUAAUGGCACCAAUCCAGAGGACGUCAUUCGUUGGGGGUUGGAGAGUCCCGGUGGUGUCGCUAUCGAUUGGAUCCAUGAUCUUCUGUUUUGGACGGACUCGGGAACGCGGCGAGUAGAAGUCAUAACUUUAGAAACAAAAGUCCGUCAUGUCCUGGUGUCGACGGAUCUGGAAAAGCCGAGGGGAAUAGCUGUGCAUCCUCACUAUGGAUACGUAUUUUGGACGGAUUGGGGACCGACACCGAAGAUCGAACGUGCUGAUAUGGAUGGCACUGGCAGACAAGCUCUGAUAACCGAGGGGAUCACUUGGCCCAACGGUCUGACGAUCGAUUAUCCUACGGAGAGAAUCUACUGGAUCGAUGCGAAACCCCCUGCGAUAAUGUCGGCAAAGUUGGAUGGUACUGAUAGGAAGAAAGUACUGAGCAAAGGGCUUCAUCAUCCUUUUGGCAUUACCGUUUUCGAGGACUUGAUCUACUGGACAGACUGGCAUUUUAAGAGUAUUUCUUCCGCGAAUAAGGACAAUGGAAAGAACUUCAAGACUAUUCGAUCUAAUCUGUAUUUUCCCAUGGACAUUCACAGUUAUCAUAAGCAGCGUCAGCCGUCUUAUCCUAAUCACUGUGGAAACAACAAUGGAAAAUGCUCGCAUAUGUGUCUACCGAACAGCGCUGGGUACAGCUGUGUGUGUCCGGUCGGUCUUAAGAUAAAGCAUGACGGCAAGAAUUGCGCCUCGACGAUCGAUAAUCUUCUGAUUUUCGCGAGGAAACGAGACCUGAGGCUGAUACCCAUAGAUCAAUCGACCAGGGUGUUCGAUACUGUAAUUCCAGUAGAUCAUGUCCAGGGAGCUGUUGCACUUACUUGGGACGCGGACGAGGAGAUGAUCUACUGGACGGACGUCGAGACGGAUUCGAUUAGCAGAGCUCACCUGAAUGGCAGCAACCAGACUGUCAUCAUCAACAGUAACUUGGAGUCUCCUGCUGGCCUCGCUAUGGACUGGAUCACCAAGAAGCUUUACUGGACGGACGCAGGAACCAACAGGAUUGAGUGCUCCUAUCUGAAUGGCAGUAUGAGAACCCUCCUCGUCUACGAGGACCUUGACAAGCCUCGGGACAUCGUUGUCGAUCCAACUGUGGGGUACAUGUACUGGUGCGAUUGGGGGAUCAAGCCGAAGAUUGAGAGGGCCGCUAUGGAUGGCAGCAAGCGAAAGGUGUUUAUUGGUGAGAGCAUCAUAUGGCCGAAUAGUCUGGCCAUUGAUUUUGUCACUAAGAGACUGUACUGGACUGAUGGAGGGAUGAAGAGCAUAGAGUACGUGGACCUUGAGGGCAGGGGGAACCGGGUGCACGUGCGCUCGAAUCUGUCUCAUCCGUUUGGUCUGACGAUUCAUCAGAAUAAGAUUUACUGGACAGACUGGGAUACCAAGAGCAUCCACAGGGCGAAUAAGGACACGGGGGAGAAUGCCACUGUUGUAAGGGCUCAACUGGGGAAUCUCAUGGAUGUACGUGCUUUCCAUCGUAACCGGGAAAUCGUGCUUAAUCCAUGUAUAAAUAAUAAUGGAGGUUGCUCACAUCUGUGUCUCCUGACUCCCGAUCCCCGGAGGUAUAAGUGCGCCUGUCCCACUGGGCUCGUUCUCGAGGCCGGUUCUAACCAGAGAAAGUGCAGAAAAGUACCCAAAAAAUUCCUGGUGUUCGCUCAUCGAGUUGACAUUAGAGUAAUCUCAUUUGAUGUCAAUUAUACAGUGGACGUACUCCUCCCGGUGAGCUACCUUAAAAAUGCCAGUGGUGUUGACGUUAAUCGCAGAACCGGGGAUAUCUACUGGACGGAUCCAGGACACGACGUGAUUACCAAGUCUAGCUUCGAUGGGAAAAAUGUGAAGAAUAUUGUAUACACCAGUAUCGAUACUGUUGACAGUCUCGUGGUGGAUUCAGUUGGACGGAAGUUGUACUGGACUGAUGCUGGAUUGAACAGUAUUGAAGUCUGUGAACUCGAUGGGAGAAAUCGAAAGGUCCUCAUCUGGUCGGGAUUGGAUAAUCCUCGAGCGAUUGCGGUGCACUACGCCAAGGGCUUGUUGUUUUGGACUGAUUGGGGUCAUAAUGCGAGAAUUGAAAGGGCGAAUAUGGAUGGACAAGAGCGGUCCACUGUUGUUGCUGAUAAUCUUGUGUGGCCCAAUGGUUUGUCCAUUGACACUCAGAACGACAAACUCUACUGGAACGAUGCUAAACGGAAAGUCAUCGAAGUUUCUGAUCUCGAUGGCAGUAACAGAAGGGAUUUGAUAAAAAAUAUACAGCAUCCGUAUGGCCUCUCUGUGAUGGGAGAGUACAUUUUCUGGAGUGAUUGGCAGACUGAGGGUAUUCAUCGAGCCAAUAAGACAUCAGGUAGCGAUGCGAAGGUGGUGGUUAACAAGUUAGAGGGAAUUAUGGACGUGAAAGCCAUCACUAUUGACGACGUGAACACCCUGGAAGACGUCUGCGGAAAUAACAAUGGCGGCUGCUCCCACCUCUGCCUCCGCAAUCCUCGCAACUACAGUUGCGCUUGUCCAACAGGAAUUCUCUUGAAAGAUGACAAGAAAACUUGUUACUCGAGUCCGAAGAACUUCCUCCUCUUCGCGGCGUCAAAAUUCCUCGCUCGCAUAUCAUUUGACACAGCUGAGAAGUGGGAGGAGAGCCUGUCAAUUGCAGGUAUUCACAACGCUUACUCCGCGGACUUCCACUGGAAGAAGAGUCUGAUUGUCUACUCCGACAUCAACCUGAGGAUUAUCAGAACCGUCAACAUGCACAACUUCUCAGACACCAGGACAAUUGUCUCGGAGCCGGAGAAUUCAGAGCAUUUGGAGUCAUCGCCGUUCAAGAUAGCCGUUGACUGGCUGGCGAACAACAUCUACUGGACGAAUAUGAAGAAGAGGGUGAUUGAAGUGGCGAAGAUGGACGGGAGCAGUCGAAAAUGUCUGCUUACGGAUUUAGACACACCCUGGUCUAUCGCAGUUUUUCCGAAACUUGGUUACAUGUUCUGGACUGAAUGGGGAAAGGAGUCCAAUAUUCAGAGGGCUUUGCUCGACGGCACCAACAAGAAAGCAAUUAUCGCACAGGACUUGUAUUAUCCGAAUGGAUUGAGCAUCGAUUACGAGAAGCGAAAACUCUACUGGGCGGAUUCGGUGAAGGACAGAAUCGAAAUGUCAGAUUUGAAUGGAAAUUACAGAAUUCAGCUGGUACCGAGGGCGGAGAGACCUUAUGGAUUGUCCCAGUAUGGGGAGUUCAUUUACUGGGCUGGAUGGGAUCAGACGUCGGUGAAGAGGGCGGACAAGGCCACGGGAGACAGCUGGAUCAAUAUUAGGACUUCGCUGCAUGGAAUCAGUGAUGUUAAGGCGGUCUCUGAGGAGAGGCAGCGGGGAUGGUCCCCCUGUGUUGUUGAUAAUGGCGGAUGUUCGCAUUUGUGCUUCUUUGUGAAGAAUAAUUAUACUUGUGGGUGUCCAGACAUCCCAGAUCCUGAUUGCUCUACAGUUCCCAAGAAAAGGGUUCCCAUCAGAAAACCUGGCACCGAAAACAACCCCGAUUACGAUGAACACGAUGAGAAUGAAAAACCUGUCGAAGUGUUCACACGGCCCCCUCACAGGGAUGGCAGUGAUAAAUUCAAGAAUUAUAAGAUUAAUAAAGACAGAGGAUACAUCACCAUGACGGUCACCAUAAUCAUCGUGGGAGGGAUAACCCUAGUGAUUAUUUGCGCUAUUAUCUACCUCGUAUGCCAGAGGAAGCCUAAACAGGAGAAGUACUUGUACACUAACAGAAGAAAUGUGUUGACGUUUUCAAAUCCAAAUUACAAUGCGUCUGGAGUUGACGUUGGACCCAGCAAUCCCCCAGCUGAGAAGAAAUCAUUCAUCUGGAAGAGACUAAAGUACGACAGCUCACAGGAAAGAGUGUACGAGGACAAUGGGCCAACUCCGAGCCCUGAAGUUGUAUCCCUGAUACCUCCCUCAGCUACUCCAAGCAGCAGUCGUGCACCCUCUGUUACACCGAGGGAGUCAUCACCCUCGCUCAUACACGAUACGCAUUUAAAUGCCUGACCGGUGGCUAUCGUUGACGCGAGCCUUUUUUACUGUGGCGAAGAUAGAUUCGGAGAAAAAAACGAGAAAGUUUUAAUAUAAAUCCUGAAAAAAAUUACCGCGCUGCGUAGUAAACUGAGAUAAUAAUUUUUCGUAUUGAAACUUUUCUUGGAAAAUAUCUGGGUAAAAUACGGGCACGGUAAUUUUCCUGGUAUUUUUUCUCCGCACAGCUCCAGCCAAUGUCUUAAUUCAAAAUCCAUUAAACAUCCUCGAGUCCCCAAUUUUUUAGAAAUUUUCUUCGACUAUUUGUGUGAAAAGUCGACUGGGCUUAUCGAUUCCAUAACUUUCCAUUCAUUUACCAUUGAAUUAUGUUGAAAUUAUUUUUGUAUCGAGAGACAAAAUGAGAUUGAAUAUGUGGGAACUAUAUUUGUACUCCAACUAAGCAACAAGGACAGGCUUUCGGAAGGUCAAGAUCAUGCCGAAUGUUAAUGUCGAAGUAACAGGGAAAAAUCAUUAUAUGGAAUUACAAUAAAUUUCUCCAUUAUUUAUAGUUCACUGAUCGUUGAAGAGUGCGUAAUUGUCCCAACCCCAAGUAUUUUUCUAAGUGAUGGGGAUACUCUAAAUGAGAUUAUAAAAUUAUGGAUACAUAUAUUUUUUCUAUGAGAAAUGCUAUUCAAUAAUUGAAUAUUGUUUGGAUGUCCCAGCGGGCCUAGGGCACUCCAAGACGUCCGCAAUGACGAAAUUUGAGGCAAAAUGGGAAUAAAAAACGAAUCUAAAAGGAGCAAUUCGAAAGAAGUUCGAUUAGAAGUUUCUCAGGUGGAGAAAUGCCAAAUCCCUGAUUCAUUAAUUUAAUUUAUGAAAAAAAAAAUAAAAAUGGGGAUGAAAAAUUGAAGACAAGUGAUUCGAGAUCUUCUUACCUUCCGAUAAAAUAUUCAACCAAUUAAUACCGAAAAGGCAAAUGAAAAAUGGCGAUAAAAAAUAUGGAUAAAUCAUUGACUCUGGACUCUGUGUCAUAUUAGUGUAAUUACAGCAAUCCUUAGAACAAGUUUUCAUCGAAUUUAGAAAUUUCCGGUGAUUAAAUGAUUAAUCGAGAGCGAAAAUAAUAUCAGAUAUCCACGAGCGUCACUGUCAGGUGUUAAUCACUGUCAUAAAAUUAUUGAAACGUUUCCGAGUAACAAUUGAUCCUAAAUAGUGCGGAUAUGAUAGACGUCGAGAGCUCAAGGAUUAAAUGUGAUAUGAGUGCAGGCAGUGGGGAAAUUAGUAAAUUCAAAAAUACAAAAAAAAAUUGAGACAUUUGAUGAUUCAACUUGUUACUAUGAAGAACAAAAAGAUAUCGAUCGCGUGCCGUCCGCCGCUGAUUUUUUGUCUCAUUCGAAAGCGUAUUUAUUCUCUAAAUUGAAUGGAGUUCAGAUGACAGCAUCUAGAUUUAAUUAAUCCUUGAAUGGUGAGAAAUCUCUCCAUGCGGAUGCAUGGCCUGUGUGACUGUUAAUUCGAAUCGAUGGUUAUUCAGACUAAUUAUUAUUUCCAUCUUGUAAUAUUGCGAGAUAAUAAAAUAUAAAUGGUAGAGAGGAGGAUCCAGUGGGUUCAAAGCUCAGGUGAACUCAUGCGAGCCAAAUCUCGAGUAAUUUUAUCAACGUAUUCAACUAGUUCUGGGUUGCGGUAAAUAAUUUGAGAUUCGAUAACAAUGACAACAAUAAAAAACACACUUUGUCGGGGAAUGACUGUGAAUUGUGAUGAAAUAGAGGAAUAAUGAGUGAUUAAAAUUUUUCUAUGUAUGAAAAAUUGUUCUUGACUAAUGUCGAUUAAAAUAUUCGCAUCUGUUUGUGGUGCCAAAGAAAGGGGAAAUUAACACGAAGGCUCAUAAAGCAGCAUUGUGAAUGUGUAAAUAAACGUGAAAAAAAUAAUUCAACUAAUUUAACGAGGCAUUGUAAUAUUUGUAUAGGAGUUGCAGGUAAUUUUAGAUUAAAUAAGGGAGAAAACAUUGUUUAAUAUAUUCGUGCGUCAUGCUGCCUCCGCAUGAUGUUGAAAAUAAAGUAUUCUGUAUCGUAAUAACGAUUAAUUGUCAAUUAAUUUGCGUCGAUACCCAUGUGCACUUGAAAUUGAAUAAUUAUUUCAUUAUUUACAUGAUUUUUAUUGAACAUCUACCUCACAAUCAAUUAAAAUUAGUACAUACUUAUAAUUACGAAUGAUAAACAUAUCAUAGCACAAUCAUGACUCUAAAUAAACAUUAUUUAGUACCAGAAAUAGAACACAGAGUUACUUUUCCAUUUGGCCGAAGGUGAAUAAAAAAAAAUGUUUUUUAUUUGUGACACAGAAUCAGUGAAUAAAAAUAUAUAUCAUUUAGAUAAUUUGUAGAGCUUUUGCAGUUCCUGUGCUCUCGUGUUGAGAGAGAUAUCGACUCUUCGAAUGACAAUCUCAUUCGUUAAAAUUUUAAUUACCCGUCUUUGGUAUUCGUAACGUACAUUCAGCAUUAAACCAUUGGAAUAUGUCGUUUUAUUUGGUCCAUAGAGGAUCGUAAUACUGUGAGAAUUGGCUUCCAGAUAUUUCUAAAUAAAUCAUGGCAUUAGCACGAGGAAUGUUACAUUUGGAGCAUUAGAGAGCUCGUAUUCACAUCAUAACUUGGUACAUUUAAUCCCUGUAAGAUUUUAGGGCCCCUUGAAGUGGGAUAAAACUCAUUGACGUUGGAGUUCAGGAAAGAUUUCGUACAUGAGCACCUCGAAAAUGUC
Molecule: messenger RNA, 9946 nt
Organism: Diachasmimorpha longicaudata
Lineage: Eukaryota; Metazoa; Arthropoda; Insecta; Hymenoptera; Braconidae
Gene: Lrp4
Product: low-density lipoprotein receptor-related protein 4
Exons: 13
Coding region: 999-7241 (2080 amino acids)
Biological process (GO): receptor-mediated endocytosis
Cellular component (GO): apical plasma membrane; signaling receptor complex; plasma membrane
Molecular function (GO): calcium ion binding; protein binding; hormone binding
Source: RefSeq, a predicted model, not a curated record